AUGGCCUCAAUCCUCUCAAUCCGGCGCCCCGUCGCCGCUCUCGCAGCGCGUACUGCAACGCAAACCCCGCAGAAGGCUGGCUCCCGCGCUGCCGUAACGACCUUUCUGUCCUCACCAGCAAGCCCCCGAAGCUACUCUCCAGCGCCGAGGCCGCAAACCGCAAGGCUGGCGCUCGCAUCGAACAACAUCCAGCAGCGUCUAUCACACCAGCAGCAGACCAUCCGCCGCUUCAACUCCGCUACAGCCCCGUCGCUCCGAAGCUGGAAGUUCGAAGACAUCAACGCCGCCCUCCCAUCCGACCCUAACGGCCCCCCAUCACCCCCAGCAACCCCGCAAAGGAAACUCAUCCUCGUUGACGUCCGCGAGCCAAACGAACUCACCUCCACCGGUAUCAUCCCCACCGCCGUAGCCGUCCCGCUGGCCUCUCAGCCCGAUGCGCUCUUUCUGACGCCUGACGAGUUCGAGACCCGCUUUGGGUUCCCUAAGCCCGGGGUCCAGGAAGAGGGACAUAUCGUCUUCUACUGCAAGGCGGGCGUGAGGGCGAAAACGGCAGCGCAGUUGGCUAUGCAGGCGGGGUAUGACCCGGACAGAAUCGGUGUCUAUGAGGGGAGUUGGUUGGACUGGGCCGAUAAAGGUGGGAAAGUGGAGAAGUGGGAGGGGGGCGAACAUGAGUAG
This is a messenger RNA of Aspergillus thermomutatus, 675 nucleotides long. Its product is annotated as rhodanese-like domain-containing protein. Gene Ontology annotation, cellular component: mitochondrion. The coding region runs from base 1 to 675 and encodes 224 amino acids. Gene Ontology annotation, molecular function: thiosulfate-cyanide sulfurtransferase activity. Lineage: Eukaryota; Fungi; Ascomycota; Eurotiomycetes; Eurotiales; Aspergillaceae. The transcript has 2 exons. The record is from RefSeq and is a predicted model, not a curated record.